AUGGUAGACAUUACUUCUUCAUCAUUGUUUCAAAGUAAUAUAAGCACAAUAUUACAUUGGCCAUUAGCGCGUAAAAUCGAAUUGCUUUCAUCAUUCUCACAAUGUUCAGCAUCAUUAUGUCUUUGUGCUGGUUGGAUAAAACCGAACGAAGUACCAAUACAUGAUAUAACAACAAAUGAUGAUACAACAGUAAUACGAAAACCAUUACUUUGUUGUUCAUGUCAACAUCCAUUUGAUUUGCAUUAUAAUGAAAAAACGAAAGCGAAAUAUUGGUCAUCGGAAUCAACUAUAGAACAAGUUGAUUCAGCAUUACAAACAUUACUUGAUGCAGAUCUAUUAAUACGUUUUGCAACAUCACCAUCAUUAUCAGAUCAACAUGAUUUAUCAACAAAUCGAACGCUUUUAUUCAUUGCUCAAACACUACAAUCAACAAUAACAACGAUGGCCAUACAUUCAUCACGCCGAGAUCUAAUUAAUACGAAUAUGAGUAAUCUAUUGGGUGUGUGUCCAUUUGAACAGCCGUGUAUACGUGAUGCUGUCAUUAAUUGUGUUUGUUCAACAACACCAACCGCUGCAUCGACGGCUACAAAUGAUAAUCAACAAUUGCAUGUUAUAUUUGAAGCGGGAAAACAAUUUUUAAAUCUAUUGAAUACUUGGAAAAUGCCAUCGAAUGUUGCACAUCUACUAUGGUUAGAAGAACAACCUGCAGCAUCUGUGGAAAAUAUGAGAAAAGUCAAUAAUUAUGAAUUAUGGUAUGCUCGUUGGGUUGGCUACUGCAUUGUGCCACAAUUGUGUCCGAAAUCUUUAACAAAAUAUGAACCAACAACAAUAUUUGGUUACGAAUAUCUUUCACUUAUUUUUGAUCAUUUCAAAUCAGAUAUGCUAACGACACGUACGUUAUCACCAUCAUUGAUCCGUUUUUUUGAUACAUUUCAACAAACAUUAACUGAAUCUGAUUCGGCAUGUUGGUCAUCGUCGUAUGAACGACCCGUUAUACCGAUGCUCGAAGCAAACAUUGAAUCUCUUUUAGCUGGUGAUCAAGUCAAUGCACCAGCAAAUUCAACAAACGAACAAACAGAAAAGAAAAUAACACGACGUGUAUCAAAGGCAUUAACAAAUAAGAAACAACUUAAACGACUUGAACCCUCGCGAAUGAUAACAUCGACGUCAUCAUCUUCAUCCCCAUUAUCACCGUCGGCAUCUCCAUCUCCGUCACAAGCACAACAACAAAAUGCAUCGCCACUGCCAGGUAGCGAGUUCAUCAAUCGUGUUUGGUCGUGUGUAUGCGAACGUCAUGAACAACGUUUACGUGCCGAAAUUGAAAAAACAUUAUUUAAAGCAAAUCCAAAACGUGACGAAGUAGCACGACUUGCUGAACAACGAGGCUUUGCUGAAUUUCAUCUUAUUAAACACGAUUUAAAUAAACAUGGAGCUACCGAAACUGAUCUCAUGUACAAACGAUUGCUUCAACUAAUUAAUGUUUUCUCACGUGCAUUACCGAAAAUGCCACAAAAUUAUAUAGCAAGGACUGUACUCGAUCCAAGACAUCAAUCACUUAUUAUAGUUUUUGCUUCUAAAGUCAUCGGUGGAAUUUGUUUUCGAAUGUUUCCACAUCGAAAUUUUUCCGAAAUCGUAUUUUGUGCCGUCAGUGAAUAUCAGCAAGUGCGUGGUUAUGGUACACAUCUAAUGAAUCAUUUAAAAGAUUAUCAUAUCAGAUUAAAUAUAACAAAUUUAUUAACAUAUGCGGAUGGUUUUGCUGUCGGUUAUUUUAAAAAACAAGGUUUUUCAUCAACAAUAACGUUAAAUGAACAAGCCUAUACAGGUUAUAUAAAAGAUUAUGAUGGAGCCACAUUGAUGCAAUGUUCACUUUAUACACAAGUAACUUACACACGUUUAACCGAAACAUUAUCAUUGAUAAAAGAAAGUAUCAAUGUUAUUCGAACGCAUCGUUUCAAUCAAAUAAAACAAGCCCAUCCCGAUGCAAAAUUUCUUGCAAAUGACAUCCAAACAGUUGAUUUAAGUAGCUAUGAUAGUUUACUCAAUCUCGAUCAUAAUGAAACAAAUUCAUCGGAUGAAACAGUUGAUAUUAAUCUAUUAUAUAUAACAUUGAAAAGUGUCUAUCAAGAAAUUCGUUCACAUCCAUUUGCUAGUCAUGUACAAAAAAAAAGUAUUUUUCAAGAUUAUUUAUCAACACCACCAUUAUUUCCCAUUGAUCUCGAUACAAUACAAGAUCGAUUGAAAGCAAAAUAUUAUCAUAAUGCCUAUACAUUCACAGCGGAUGUCAGCCGUCUUUUAGAUACAGCUGGACGUGCGUAUGCAAAUCAGAAAAAAGAUAUCUCGAAUGAAAUACGUUCAUAUGACACAUUUGUUCGGCGUAAAAUGAACGAAUUCGGUUUAGAAAUGGGUCAUGCACCACAAACUUAUGAAUAA
This is a messenger RNA of Rotaria socialis, 2430 nucleotides long. Lineage: Eukaryota; Metazoa; Rotifera; Eurotatoria; Philodinida; Philodinidae. The record is from the annotation of a GenBank genome assembly.